Funneliformis mosseae is the source of this 558-nucleotide messenger RNA. Lineage: Eukaryota; Fungi; Glomeromycota; Glomeromycetes; Glomerales; Glomeraceae. The record is from the annotation of a GenBank genome assembly.
AUGGAAUACUUUAACGAACAAAUUCGAAUGAAUGGUCGCUUAAUGGAUAUCUCAAAUGGAGAUCCAAGUUUAAAGAUUUUUCCAAUAAAGUGGAGCUGGGAGCAGAACGGCGAAGCUGAUAUUGAAAAAUUGGAAGAUUUAGACCAAGGGUUAUUAUUGCUACACACUAGUGAACCACGAAAUUGCACAGUGAUGACCAAGAGUCGAGUCAAUCGCUAUCUUUCAGCGGAUGAAAAGGAUUCUUUGGAAGUAAACUCUUUUUGGAACAACUGUGAAGAAAUAGACCAACAAAGGGAGAGGAAGAGAAAGAUUUGGAAGAUAGAAUCUGCAGAUUGGGAUUAUCUUCACACACGCGAUCAACAACUAAGUAAACAUGUCAAGAUCAUCCGUGAAAAUAGAUGCAAGCAUCUUGAUCAAGAUGAGAUAAGGAGAAAGCUAGCAUGUUCUUCGUAUAGAUUCAUUUAUUAUGGUAAUCUUUAUUUGCCCUUUUAUUAUAAUCAAAAAUCUGAUGAUGAAGAAAGUUCAGAACCGAAAUCAGAUCUUGAUGAUAAUGAGAAA